AUGCUGCGAAAAGUUGACAUCAUUUCGAUGAUGGAAACGUCGCAAAGGGAUCUUGGAAAAGUGAGCGAGGGCAGAUAUAACUUCGGAAUUCAAAUACCGGGAAUGGAUGAUUCUCAACCCCAAAUCGGGUCUUUUCUGGAACAAUUGGUCGACUACCCACUUUUGGACUUGGACGGCUACGAAGCAAUUCUUUUGACAAAACGAACAAAAUUGAAGAAAUUAGUGGAAUUGUUUGCGAAAAUAUGCGACGAUCCUGGAGACGACGCCUUAAUGUUUAACAGAGACAGUUAUCUUCUCCUUCCAAAAAAGCCAUACGAGAACUGCACCUUGUUGAUUUCAAAAAAUAAAAAUGUGCCAGCAAUUAAAUUCGAUGCUGUUAAUGAUCUCGAGGCAGCCCAAGACCCAAGAUUUCUUUUCCCAGUUUUAUAUUAUCGUAAUAAAGAAUACAAAAUCCCGGAAUGGGUCGAAGACGAAGAUCGAAAAGCAAAAACAAAGUUAGAACUCGCAAUUCAAAAAUCAAAGAAAACACAGAAGAAGCAGCCCGCGAAAAAAGUCGACCAGAAAAACAAGAAACAAGAAAAACCGAUUAUUGAAAAGAGUCAGUUACAAAAGAAGAAUCGAGAGAAGGAUUCUUCAUAUUCCGAUGCUCCUGCUUCUCAGCUUGAGCUCGAUUAUUCUGAUGAUGAUGCUGAGUGGGUCACAGUGGAAAAGAAAAAGACAAAAAAGAAAAAAGAAGAAACGCCGAUUAAACAGAAGAAAGUAAGUGGUGCCGUUUCACAAGAGGAAGUAUUGAAAAAUGAAAUGGAGAAGGACUUCAGAAGGCUAGAAAUGGAGGUAAAAGACAUUAGGAAGGAAAAUCUUUCUUCUACCAAUUCGAUUGCUCCAAAGCUUGAACUCGAUAAUUUUGAAGAAGCAGUCUGCCAGAACCAAUCAAUAGAAGAUGACCAAGAUCUUCUGAAAAGAGAAACAGAGGUCAUUGAGCCAGAUGAAGCUUUCCACGACAGUAAAAAGCUUGCGAAAGAAAAUAUAGCAAAGAAAAACCUCGAAGUGAACCGAAUCAAUUCCAGCGACUCGUUUUCAGCCCAGUUUGUCAUCAGCGCCGCCAAGAACUUGACCCAGCCGAGAAAUCGAGACAACAUCGAAACCGUCUUGGAGAAGAGUUUACCCUUCAUGACUUCCCAAUCGCUGUGGUUCACCAUUCAAGAAAUGGACGAAGAGCACAAAUACUUUGAAAAGUUUUUCUAG
Molecule: messenger RNA, 1245 nt
Organism: Oikopleura dioica
Lineage: Eukaryota; Metazoa; Chordata; Appendicularia; Copelata; Oikopleuridae
Source: the annotation of a GenBank genome assembly